Mercurialis annua (annual mercury) is the source of this 1454-nucleotide messenger RNA. RefSeq lists its product as uncharacterized. Bases 281 to 1171 code for a protein of 296 amino acids. NCBI's taxonomy places the organism in Eukaryota, Viridiplantae, Streptophyta, Magnoliopsida, Malpighiales, Euphorbiaceae. The record is from RefSeq and is a predicted model, not a curated record. The transcript is spliced from 8 exons.
GUUACUUAUGCUAAAUUAUUUCUAUAGUGUUGGAAGUGAAUUCAGCUGCUCUUUCUAAAACAACCAUCAUCCUUGGUGGAAGCUUUCGCAAUGUCGACUGGAAGAAGGGUCUCACCCAAAGAUAUACAAGUGCCAGUGGGGAAGUUUUGGUACUGCUUAAGAAAGGCACAGACAGAAUACACGAAAAGAGAAUGACUGGAGCUGUUGCAAUUUCUUCCUCUCGUAUUAACUUUGUAACUAUCUUGUGCAAAAUCUUAUAGAACGCUGUCUUCAAUUGUACAUGAACCAAAGGGAAGUUGUGGAAACUUUAUUAGCUCAGGCAAAGAUAGAACCAGGCUUCACCGAACUUGUUUGGCAAAAACUUGAGGAAGAGAAUCGGGAAUUCUUUAAGGCAUAUUAUUUGAGACUGACAGUGAAGCACCAAAUAAUAGAAUUCAAUAAGCUGCUUGAGCAACAGGUGCGAUUGAUGCAUCAAAUAAAUCCUGCAGGAGUUCCUUCAAUGCCUAGUUCUAAUGGAACUCAUAUCCCAUCGAUGCACCAAAGUUCAUCAUGCUAUGCCCCAGAUCACCCCGGAUCUGCUCUUAAGCCAGAGAAUAUGCAUCAUCUAUAUGGUUCCAGUAUGACAAAUGCUUACACCAAUGGUGGGUCAUCGCUGCACUCAAGUAUGCGCACUGCUGUUGAAAUGUCUGCACACGCAAAUAGAAUUGAUGCCCCUCCAAACAUGCUCUCAACCCAGAGCUCUAACAUGGGUUUGAUGCAAGGAUUAAAUGGUGGAAUGAUCAAAUCUGAAGCUGGUUAUUCAGGAACUCCCCCUUAUAUGUUUGCUGCAGAUGGAAAUGUCUUGGAAGCUCGUCCAUCAAUUGCGGAUGCAUCUGUUGCAUCUUUCAGUAGUGUAGAGUCCAAUUCACAAGCUAUAAACGAACCACUUCUGGAAGCAGACACUUCUUCUUAUGGAUUUUUGAACCAGAUUCCUCGAAAUUUCAGUCUCUCUGAUUUGGCAGCUGAUUUUGCUCAGAGUUCAGAUAUACUGGAAAACUAUGCCAGGUCACCCUUCCUGUCAUCAGACAAUGACAGUUUUCUAGACUCUCAUGAAAGAGAAAACCAAGGUGACAAUAAAAGGUUGGACACUAUAUCAGAAGGUGUAAGUUAUGAUGAUUUUGGAAGUGAAUAAUCAUAAAUUCCAGUGGUCCAACUUGCAAUCGUUUGGCCAGGUCUGUAAAUAGCAUUUUAGAAGAGUAAAAACUUCAGGUGUAGGUAUUGAUUGGUGUGUACAAUUUCACUUGCUACGGUUUGUAGCAUAUGAUACUUUGACAUUAGGAUUGUUUAGAGGGAACUGUCCGAAUAAUGCAACAUUUCCAUAUUUAUAAUGGAAUCUUAGGAAAAUGGGUACUUUUGUAUGGUUUGAUGGUUCCUUAUUGAUUGUUUCAUAUAAGAAAUUGUGCUUUUCUUGGAAA